Messenger RNA from Prunus armeniaca (apricot), 501 nucleotides. Lineage: Eukaryota; Viridiplantae; Streptophyta; Magnoliopsida; Rosales; Rosaceae. The record is from the annotation of a GenBank genome assembly.
AUGCUGCCACCACCAUCCACUCAAAGUAGUAGUUAUUGUUCUAGUGAUACUACUACCAUGAAUAUAAGUAGUAGCCUAAGCCGAGGGGGAAAGAAAUGGAGGCAAAUGACUGAAAAUUGGAGAAAAGACACUCGAGCAAAUGAUGUUGUGAUAUUGGAGCAUGAGAUUGAUAGGUACAUCACCGACCCUGUUGAAGAUGUGGUUGACGAAGUCGAUGUUUUGAAGUGGUGGAAAUUGAAUCGGGUUAAGUAUCCAAGGUUUGUACUUAUUGCAAAGGAUGUGCUUGCCAUCCCAGUAUCAACGGUGACUUUGGAAUCAUGCUUUAGCACGGGUGGUUGGGCAGUUAAUUCAUUUCGUGCUUCUUUGACUCAUAAGAUUGUGGAGGCCUUAAUUUGCUCUCAAAAUUGGUUAAGGUCGGAUGACAUAUCCUCUUUACAAUAUGAGCCAACAAUUCAAGAGAUGGAAUUCUAUGAAUUGAUUGAAUUAGGUAUGUCUUUGUAA